Molecule: messenger RNA, 1727 nt
Organism: Labeo rohita (rohu)
Lineage: Eukaryota; Metazoa; Chordata; Actinopteri; Cypriniformes; Cyprinidae
Gene: alyref
Product: Aly/REF export factor
Exons: 6
Coding region: 659-1429 (256 amino acids)
Biological process (GO): mRNA export from nucleus
Cellular component (GO): nucleus
Molecular function (GO): mRNA binding
Source: RefSeq, a predicted model, not a curated record
GAAAGCGGAGAAAAUCAUGGGCGCAUCCACAUGCCUGGGUGAAGUCCCGGUUUUUAUCUUUCUAGGCUGCCAGCAAACAUGGCGGCUAGCUCGCUAUACGUGCCCCUGGAGCUUCUCUGGCAGGGUAGUUCGGAGAAGCUCGGUAGAUAUAUAUUGUGCAUAAUGUGUUCUCUCCCUAAGCCCGUUGUCUUGCCAUCCGUGUGAGCUUCAAGCAUCGCGGGUCGUGAAGCUCGGCUACAGCGUGUGUGGAGCGGCUUGUGCAUCUCCUAUCCUGCGGCCGUCGACGCCAUUUUGGAGACGGCUGAUCCCUUUCAUUCAGCCUAAGCUUUCUUUGUUUUCGACAACCUCCAGCGCACACCCUCACACGGUCCACCUUGUGAUUUUUGAAGAGUCGACCCUUGCUUUUUUGUGUGCGUUAAAGCCCAGCUUUAAGAAGGCCUUCGUUCCUCGCUGGAAUUCGGCUUUUGUUUGGGAGGGGUUUCAUGGUCUCAAAUAUCCUUGAAAGCAGAAAUAUAGUUAUAGUGUUGGAGCCUUACAGGAUAAAUGGACUUUGACCAUCCAUGUCCAGCCAUUAUGGAGAUUCCCCCUUGCUAAUUAUUAGUUUGAGCUUAGUGAGGGCAGUAUUUAUAUAAGCCCGUCAAAAUGGCGUGGGCUCAAAAUGGACGCUCCAAAGCGGCUUCAGAUGCCAAGCAUGGACACUUUUGGUUGCCUCGUUUUAACCACCUGUUUUGGACUUUGCUGUGCUGCUCCUCAUCGGAGACCAGUGGAACAUCCAUACCCACCUAAUGGAGGCCUGCUGGGAUUCAUUUGGAGUGAACGGCAAGAGACUCUCGGGUUGCUGCCCAAGCAGCUCCCAGACAAGUGGCAGCAUGACCUGUUCGACAACGGCUACAGCGCGAACGCCGGCGGUGGAGGCGGCGGCGGCGGUGGAGCGGGCGUGGAAACCGGAGGAAAACUCCUCGUGUCCAAUCUUGACUUCGGCGUCUCUGAUGCAGACAUUCAGGAACUCUUCGCAGAAUUUGGCACUUUGAAGAAAGCGGCAGUACAUUACGAUCGGUCAGGACGCAGCCUCGGCACUGCCGACGUUCACUUCGAGAGGAAAGCAGACGCCCUGAAAGCCAUGAAGCAGUACAACGGUGUUCCCCUCGAUGGUCGCCCAAUGAACAUUCAGCUUGUUACAUCACAGAUUGACGCACAGAGGCGGACUCCGAUGCAGGGUCUAAAUCGUGGCGGUGGUGGUGGCGGUAUGAACAGAAACAGAGUUGGGGGCUUUGGCCCACAGAAAGGUCGUGGGGGACGUGGCGGCGGAGGAGCCAGAGGUCGGGGACGAGGCGGGCGAGGUGGCGGUGGCAGCAGCAAACAGCAGCUCUCUGCCGAAGAGCUGGAUGCCCAGCUAGACGCCUACAAUGCCAGGAUGGAUACCAGCUAAAUACCAACACGUCAAGCUGCAUUCCCCGCUGUUCCGACAUGGGAAGAGUGGUCAUCGUUGUAAUAGCUUUGAACAUGCCGGAUGUUUUACACUCGCGUCUUCAGAAGUGAUUUAAAUUUGUGUACCGAUUUCUCUCUUUCUCCUUUUAAAAUGCUAAAGUGUUUUUUACCUACUUUGUUUUAUUUUUGGUUUCCUUUUUGAGAAAAAACCUGGUUGGACUGUAGGAUUUAAGGGAUGGCCUUAUCUUAACCAUCCUUUUGUGUAGAUCAUUGAAAUAAAAACCUGCAGUAUUUAGUAA